Zophobas morio is the source of this 4485-nucleotide messenger RNA. It is a transcript of the gene RhoGAP15B, whose product is annotated as arf-GAP with Rho-GAP domain, ANK repeat and PH domain-containing protein 1. Gene Ontology annotation, biological process: signal transduction; positive regulation of GTPase activity. The transcript has 13 exons. NCBI's taxonomy places the organism in Eukaryota, Metazoa, Arthropoda, Insecta, Coleoptera, Tenebrionidae. The record is from RefSeq and is a predicted model, not a curated record. Gene Ontology annotation, cellular component: cytoplasm. Gene Ontology annotation, molecular function: phosphatidylinositol-3,4,5-trisphosphate binding; GTPase activator activity. The coding region runs from base 377 to 3712 and encodes 1111 amino acids.
CUACAGUAAAAAGGACAGACGUAUCGUCGCGCAGCCAUCGAACUGUCAAUCCGCACCGAUUAUGCGUCAUAAAAACAGAAAUCAUGCAGUUCCUCCACAACCCGCAGGAGUGUGGUUAGCACAGUUGUUGCACCGAGAGCGCAACAACCGACGUGUUUUCAUUUUUCGCCUCAUGUUGUUGUCUCAGUUUGUUUUUCACGUGUAGUGGUUGGUAAUGAAAUGACAGGACAUUGACAUUUCAUUUCACUAGUGGCGAUUGUUUUAUUUUGACACUAUCACUCGAAAACUAUGUAUAAUGGUGAGAGAUAACUGUAAUCUCGCAAUAGAAAGGAGUACACCGCUACAGGCGCCUGAAAUGCACACUUGAUUGGUCAAAAUGAGCGCCCCCGUACCCGCCCCCCGUUCCAACCCCCCGUCCGACCCCAAAAAGCCCGUCCCCACGCCCCGUAGGACCGCCAAACCCAAACCCGACCCCCCUGAAGAACACACAAACACUUUUUCCCGAAGAGUUCGCUCCCUCAGCAAUGCGUCCAGACAGAUCGCAGAGGAUAUUGGCGAACUGGUGCAAGACAAAAAGAAGGCUGUGAUUGAGGGGACCAGACAGAGCGUGCGGAAGAUCACUAAACGUUUUAAUUCGUACCAUUCGGAGGACACCCCCCAGAGCAAUGACCCCGAAGAGGACCAGUUUGAUGACACUUUUGACAUGUUCAGUUCGAUAAGUUUUGAGUCGCCUCUGAGUCGCGCGUCGAGUAUUUAUAAUAACGUCGACGAGGAGUUCAACGCGCCGCCCCCGGAUCACCCGCCGCCGCCGCUGCCCCAAGACUCCAUCUACGACGCGCCGCCGUCGGUUUCGGGGAGCACGAGCAACUCGGAGCAGAGCAAUGUGGGGAGUUACCCCCAGAAUUAUGAGAGUGUUUUUCCUAUUUAUUCGAAUAGUGAUUCGGACUUGUCCAGGUCGGGCUCGUGGAAGUUUUACGACCCGGUUACUAAAGUCGAGAAUAUUUAUAACGACGUGGACGCCCCCAGUAGGGGCGACGGUUGCGAUGUGAAUUCGAAUUUGAGGGACUUUUCGGUUGUGGUUCGGAACUCUAUUUAUGAAGAGCACAAGCUUAUGGUGAAGCUGCAGGAGGAGAAGAAUUUGAAGUGCAGGGAGAGCGUGAUUUUGCAGUUUGAUCCGCUGAAAACCCCGCCGGCGAAUGAGGGAAUAUCAGCCCCCAGGGACUCAGAGAGACAGUAUACCACAACUUUCAGUCCACUCUUCAAUGCAUCUGAAAAACAACCAAUGCAGUCCGCCCUCCCCUCCGAAGACAUCAAACUCCUCGAGGACUUCUUCAAUGGUGACAUGUACGGCACCCUCUCCGUGGGCAAGACCCUCGACGAUUGGAGCAUAUCGAACGAUUCCGAGCCCGAAGAAUUCAUAACGCCUCCGACGCCCCCCGUCCGCGUCGACUCUUUACCGGAAGAAGAACAACACCCCCUUCAGAACACCCCUAAAGAAAAGCCCAAAACUCAGUGGUUCACGUCGAACGAAGUCGCCAAAGACAACACCACCGAAGCCAAGAAACUGGGAGUCUGGCUGAAGAAGCAGUGGAAGGGCGCGCUGGAAAAAGCGCCCGAUGUGGUGAAAGGGAUCAAAAAUAGGGACGCGGUGGUCCAGAGACCGGAACUGGAAGUGAAGAGCUUCGUGCAUAAGAAGGGGAUGCUGUAUAAGGUGCAGAGCGGGCCGGUGGAGGAUUUGUUCGGGGAGUAUAGCGGGAGGUGGUGCAUUCUGCAGAAUUCCAAUUUUAUCUGUUAUUCGGAUAAUACUUGCGAUUCGAUUAAGGAGCAUUUUCCGGCGGAGAGCAUUUUGAGUGUGCAGAUUCUGCAGGAUCCGAAGUUCAAGUACAAAUACGACAAUGACGACCUUCACUGCUUCGAACUCAACACGACAGGAAAGAGCAGAGGCGGUCAUGUUUAUGGUACACGUGAUAUCGCGGAGCGGCGAGUGUGGAUGCGAUGCAUCGCGGAAAGCCUGACCAAGAAAUUUCCGGCGAAAAUCAGCACGGAGUAUACCAGGAUGGGGUGGGCGUACCUCAGAGAAGGAGUCAGUGGUCGAUGGGUCGGCGCCUGGUUGAUGUUAGCCGGUCGAACCCUAUACUACGCAAUCGACAAUCAAUCCACCAAGAACCUAGACCUCCGACAAGUUCGUUGCAUGCUUCUCCAAGUCUACCAAGAGAGCGAUAACAACCCGCGUACCAACGAUAAGGGUCCCAACAUCGUCGUCGACACACCUAAUGUCACCCUAUACUUGCGCAUGUGGACAUCCAGAGAAACCAAGGUCUGGUGCCACAUUGUCAAGUUGGCGGCUCACAAUAACGGGGCCUACUUGGAUCAGCAGCAGCUGACUAAGAACGAAAUCCCGGUUUUGGUGGAGAAGUGCAUCAACUUUAUUUAUACUCAUGGUAGUAUGUCCGAGGGGAUUUAUAGGCGUCCGGGGACUAACACGUCGGUGGCUGAAAUUUUGACCAAGUUUCGUAAAGACGCCUGGGCUGUGCAGUUGACCGUUGAUAAGUCCACCGAACACGAUGUUGCCACAGCGCUGAAGAGGUUCUUCAGGGAUUUGCCAGAGCCGGUGUUGAGUAGUACCCAGCGCCAGUAUUUGCAUCAAGUAUCGAUGGUCAAGAACAAAGAAGAGCGAAUUAGAAUGUACAAAGCCUCCCUAGACCAGCUCCCCCCGAUAUCGUACAAAACGGCGAAAAAAUUAUUCAGUCACCUCCACUUCAUCGCGUCACAAAGCAACAAAAAUCUAAUGACUGCUGAAAACUUGGCCGCAGUGUGGGGGCCAAGCUUGAUGCACCAAGAGGAGAAAGACAACUCGGUUUCCAACAGCAAGCAUCUACAAAACGUGAUCGUCGUGAAACAGCUCCUGGAAAUGUACCGCGAUAUCUUCCCCGAAGACCCCACGGAAAUCGAAAAGGAGAAAAUUAUGCUGCAGGUGUUGGAAAAGCACAGUCAAGGGCCACAAUCUGGUAUUAAUUCCAAAGGCGCUGGUGAUUUUCGGGUGUGGAUUUAUUUGCACAAUAAGGAGGGACAGCCGGUCAAUAUUGCGGUUGGACCUAACAAGACUGCGUAUGACGUUUGUGUGGAGUUAAGUCCGAAGAUAAACAUGCCUGUGCACGAGUUGAUUCUAGAGGAGGUGGUUUUGAAUGAGAAGUUGCAACGACCUGUACAUUUCUCAGAGAAGGUUCUCGACAUAGUCCUCAGAUGGAGCUACUGGGACGAACCCGACCGCAAAGACAACCACUUAGUCCUCCUCCCGUACACAAAAUAUUCCGACUUCGUCGUCGACAAAAACACCCCGUUAUCAGCCGACCUGAAAUUCUCCGACAACCGUUCCAGAGGUUUCAAACUUUACACAUUCGAAUUUUCGCAAGCCAAACUCAACUGCUACAAAGACCGAACAUGCGACGAAAAACUCUUCAGUUACAACGUGGAAGACAUACUGUGGUACUUGGGCAACGAGUCGAAACGCAACCCCCAAUCACGAUGGACGAUCACCUUCAUAGAGACCAAAAUACACCCACAACGCACCAAAAGUUGCCCCUAUUUCGGGAAUGUGAUAAUUUGGGGCGAUCCUCACACCAGAGCGAAAUGGCUAGGCGCCAUGCUCAGGGCUAGAUUUAGAGAAAGUCUGAAGCAACCCGCAAUGCACGUCAAUUUGAUGGCGAAUUAGUUAAGUCGUAACUAUACUUAAGUCUUAUUUACGUCAUCUAGACUUAAUUGGCACCUACAAUGUAGGUGGCGAGCAGUGUUACCAACAGGAAAUAGUGCAUUUAUCCGUUAGUGCAAUUUACUUACUUUUUACUUAAACUGCACGUGAUGUAGUAGUAUCCCUUCCACGUAUUAUAUACGCUUUUAUGAGUACGGUUUGGCGCUGAUUGAUGUAUAUUUUUUUUAAACGGAAUGUUUUUUAAAAAUGUGGAGGUCACUUUGAAAAAAGCAAGAACGAUCGUCUGUGAUAUAGAAAAGAUCAGCUGUGACCUUGGAUUGCCUUAUACGAAAUUUUAAUAAGCGGAGAUCAGUGUUUGUUGUAUAUUUUUUAUUUUAUUAUCAUGGUACUAGCGCCACCUAUUGAUUUUGGUUCUAACACAUUGCGUCAGCUAUUCGUUGCUAAGCAUAAUUUUAUCUGGCAAUGUAGCAACAACAUGUCACGUGUGCCACAUGUAUUAGUAGAACAAAAAGUGGACUAAAUUGUUUAUGCACAAGUGUGCUGUCAUAAAACUACAAAAAAAAAAAUGUAAAAAAUGAAAACAAUGCAACUUAGUAGCGUAUUCUUUUGCAAUACUAUGUACAAAAGUUAGUCUUAGCCAUUCCUUUCUGUUAGUCUUGCCACAACGGCUGACCCCUUCUAUGCCAUUUUUAACCAUUGUGAUCGUUUAAUUGUACUUGUAAGGAUAUACACUGUGAAAACUCUUAUGAUUUAUUUAAAUUUUUUACAUAAACAAA